Molecule: messenger RNA, 6857 nt
Organism: Mya arenaria
Lineage: Eukaryota; Metazoa; Mollusca; Bivalvia; Myida; Myidae
Exons: 9
Coding region: 142-6576 (2144 amino acids)
Source: RefSeq, a predicted model, not a curated record
UGCUUAUUUGAAUUCCACAAUAACAACUUCUUUCAAAUGUUAAGAUGCAUACAAUAUGAUUGAUAACAAGGAUGCUUAAUUUAAACUUAACCCGCUAUUUAACCAUUGUUCGCAGCUUAAAAACUGAACCGUGCAGUAUAAAUGGUAAUAGGAUGUGAGACUGACAAGGAAGUAACCAGCUUAUUUGCAGUAAAAGCGCUUUACAUCAGCAACCGUUCACUUCUACUAGAACUAGUCGGAUAUCCAGAAAUCUCGCACUGCAAAAUAAAUACUUUUAUUUUUCAUUUAGCGAUGAUGCGGGCAUUUCUUUGGCUGCUGCCACUGGUGGCGCUGGUUUUAGCAAAGCGUUCAUUGAAGAAGGUCGACAAUGAUAACCGGUGCCAAAAAACGUACAAAAAACCGCGGUCAAAAGAGCACAUGUCCGAGCGACAGCCAUUGUUUAGAACAAUACGCGGUUCGUGUAAGGCAGACGUCGGAUUCUGUCCUGCCGGAAGUUGCCGUUAUAAUCUCUACAGGCAUAGAAAGUGCCCUGAUGAUGGUAUUGUUUGUCCAAAGUAUAGGUCAGAGGUCGUUAAUUGUGGAGUUUUUGGUCGGGUUAAGGUACAUAUUGUAGACAAAUGUGUUUGUUGUGCUGACAAGGGAGUCUUUAUAAAGGGACUCGUAAAAGACAGUAAUAGUGGACAGCCUCUGCCAAAAAUGAUUGUUUUUUCGAAAGGCAAACAGGUCGACAUAACCUCAGCAACGGGCAACUUCGAGUUUCUCAUUGGUUCUGAUGUAAGAGAAGUUGUUAUACUCGUCAAAGAAAAAUACGCCGACGAGGAAUAUGGCGAAUACGCCGACGCUGUGAAAACCAUAAAUAUCCCUAUCGGAUUUAGAGGGCCAGUCAACGUUGAAAUACCGAUGUUAAAAAGAGCUGCACCUGUCUCGGUAGAUCCAACCAUCGAUACUGCUUUAGAUCUGUUACCCGGAUCAAAUGUUGCCAAAAUGGUAAUUAAGGCAAACUCAUUAAAAGACGCAAAAGGUAACGUGUACGAUCAGAUCGUGCUCGUACGAAUAACGUCAAUCAAUGUCUCCGUGGCGGAGACAGAUGAUAUUCUCCCUGGUCGGUUUCUGACGGCCGACAAUGACCAGCUGGUCUCGGAUCUUGUUUUUGAACCAAUAGUCACGACGGCGGACGGUGAAACACUGUUUGUCGAGGCCUUAAUCAAGGUCAAUGAUGAGAUGUUGCUGUGGGAGAUUAACAUAGAAACAGGCCUCUGGGAAAAGGUUAAAACCAGGCUUUAUUAUAAGGCUGACCCGGCCGCACCAAGUCGGAAACCCAGACAGAUACAGUUGACGGAUGCGUACCUGUUCGAUAUUAACUCUGGAAACUGGUACAAUAUCGACAAGAUACCCGGUGCGCCGCGGUGUUACUUCAAAGCUCGUGUAUUUUAUGAAAACCCCGCUGAGGCCAACUUGCCUGCUGCCUUUCGGCCAACUGUUGUUGCUUUCACACCAAAUAACGAGAGACUGCGAUUUUACCAUCCAUUCACCACAGAUCCUGCUAACGAAUGUUUUGAAGUACGCUGUCUUGAUUUCAACCCGGCUGAUCCCACCAGUGUUCUCACAGGUCUCAUCAGUUACACCGCAUAUGAAAGUGUUUCUGUCGGCGGUGUCAACAUUCCAUUGAUCACAGAAUUGAAGGCAAAAAUACUGACUGAUUACAUUCCUCCGAUUCAAGGACCACAUUCGUCCAUUUUCUACGAAAGACUGCUUCCAGCUAAAGAACAGGUUUACGUAAAUUUCAUAUCUGCGAACGACAAUAGUCGGCCCUUUUAUGCAGACAGAGCGGUUUGUGAAGCCACCAAUGUUGCUCGCCCAGCAUUCCAUUUUUAUAAGCCUGCGCUACCUAGCUACGAUCCGAUCCCUGACGAUACCGAGCUAUGCACAGCCCGAAUCGCCUUGCGCAAUGGGUCUGGGGGGUUCAUAGAUACGCUGACUGACCUGGCUACUCUUCCGUCACUGACCGCCACCAGCAUUUGGACGUCUGGUAGCAAUAACUAUUACUAUACAAAUAUUGCUACCUUGCAAGUAGCCACGGACGUUGAUGACGUCGAGUUUGUCCAAGUCUGCAUAACAUACCGUUGCAGCAAACCAGACGAGCUAACUACAGUUUACCUCGACAUUGACAUCCCGUGGAUCGACUCAACGAACGGAAGUACGGACAGCGCAAUCGCACAUCCGGCCUUUGUAUGUAAAGGCAUGUGUAACGGCCCACUGUGUCGUCAACAAAACCCGCUAACGAAUUUUGAUGGCGCUUUCGAAGCACCAGAAGUGCCUGGCGAAACAGGGCCCGACUUUUACGAUGGUACCGACACCGAUUGUGAUGAUAGAACCUCUACAGAAUCAUUUGCCUACGAGUUCGUUUGUUCCGCAAGGAGGAUAAGUACUGAUUACCUGUGCCAAAUAGAGUUCACAUUUCCGUGGUCAACAGAGUACAUGUCUGAGCGACAGCCACUGGUUAGAACAAUACGCAGUUCAUGUAAGGCAGACGUCGGAUUCUGUCCUGCCGGAAGUUGCCGUUAUGAUCUCUACAGGCAUAGAAAGUGCCCUGAUGACGGUGUUGUUUGUCCAAAGUAUAGGCCAGAAUUUGUUGAUUGUGGUGUUUUUGGACGGGUUAAGGUACAGAUUGUAGACAAAUGUGUUUGUUGUGCUGACAAAGGAGUCUUUGUACAGGGACUCGUAAAAGACAGUGAUAGUGGAGAGCCUCUGCCAGAAAUGAUUGUUCUUUGGAAUGGCAAACAGGUCGAAAUAACUUCAGCGACGGGCAACUUCGAGUUUCUCAUUGGUUCUGAUGUUAGAGAAGUUGUUAUUGUAGUCAGAGAUAAAUACGCCGACGAGGAAUAUGGCGAAUACGCCGACGCUGUAAAAACCGUAAACAUUCCUAUCGGAUUUAGAGGGCCAGUCAACGUUGAAAUACCGAUGUUAAAAAGAGCUGCACCUGUCUCGGUAGAUCCAACCAUCGAUACUGCUUUAGAUCUGUUACCCGGAUCAAAUGUUGCCAAAAUGGUAAUUAAGGCAAACUCUGUAAGAGACGCAAAAGGUAACGUGUACGAUCAGAUCGUACUCGUACGAAUAACGUCAAUCAAUGUCUCCGUGGCGGAGACAGAUGAUAUUCUCCCUGGUCGGUUUCUGACGGCCGACAAUGACCAGCUGGUCUCGGAUCUUGUUUUUGAACCAAUAGUCACGACGGCGGACGGUGAAACACUGUUUGUCGAGGCCUUAAUCAAGGUCAAUGAUGAGAUGUUGCUGUGGGAGAUUAACAGAGAAACAGGCCGCUGGGAAAAGGUUAAAACCAGGCUUUAUUAUAAGGCUGACCCGGCCGCACCAAGUCGGAAACCCAGACAGAUACAGUUGACGGAUGCGUACCUGUUCGAAAUUAACUCUGGAAACUGGUACAAUAUCGACAAGAUACCCGGUGCCCCGCGGUGUUACUUCAAAGCUCGUGUAUUUUAUGAAAACCCCGCUGAGGCCAACUUGCCUGCUGCCUUUCGGCCAACUGUUGUUGCUUUCACACCAAAUAACGAGAGACUGCGAUUUUACCAUCCAUUCACCACAGAUCCUGCUAACGAAUGUUUUGAAGUACGCUGUCUUGAUUUCAACCCGGCUGAUCCCACCAGUGUUCUCACAGGUCUCAUCAGUUACACCGCAUAUGAAAGUGUUUCUGUCGGCGGUGUCAACAUUCCAUUGAUCACAGAAUUGAAGGCAAAAAUACUGACCGAUUACAUUCCUCCGAUUCAAGGACCACAUUCGUCCAUUUUCUACGAAAGACUGCUUCCAGCUAAAGAACAGGUUUACGUAAAUUUCAUAUCUGCGAACGACAAAAGUCGGCCCUUUUAUGCAGACAGAGCGGUUUGUGAAGCCACCAAUGUUGCUCGCCCAGCAUUCCAUUUUUAUAAGCCUGCGCUACCUAGCUACGAUCCGAUCCCUGACGAUACCGAGCUAUGCACAGCCCGAAUCGCCUUGCGCAAUGGGUCUGGGGGGUUCAUAGAUACGCUGACUGACCUGGCUACUCUUCCGUCUCUGACCGCCACCAGCAUUUGGACGUCUGGUAGCAAUAACUAUUACUAUACAAAUAUUGCUACCUUGCAAGUAGCCACGGACGUUGAUGACGUCGAGUUUGUCCAAGUCUGCAUAACAUUCCGUUGCAGCAAACCAGACGAGCUAACUACAGUUUACCUCGAUAUUGACAUCCCGUGGAUUGACUCAACAAACGGGAGUACGGACAGCGCAAUCGCACAUCCGGCCUUUCGAUGUAAAGGCAUGUGUAACGGCCCACUGUGUCGUCAACAAAACCCGCUAACGAAUUUUGAUGGCGCUUUCGGAGCAUCUGAAGUGCCUGGCGAAACAGGGCCCGACUUUUACGAUGGUACCGACACCGAUUGUGAUGAUAGAACCUCUACAGAAUCGUUUGCCUACGAGUUCUAUUGUGACGCCAAAAGGAUAAGUACUGAUUUCCUGUGCCAAAUAGAGUUCACAUUUCCGUGGUCAACAGAAUACAUGUCUGAGCGACAGCCACUGGUAAGAACAAUACGCGGUUCGUGCAAGGCAGACGUCGGAUUCUGUCCUACCGGAAGUUGCCGUUAUGAUCUCUACAGGCAUAGAAAGUGCCCUGAUGACGGUGUUGUUUGUCCAAAGUAUAGGCCAGAAUUUGUUGAUUGUGGUGUUUUUGGACGGGUUAAGGUACAGAUUGUAGACAAAUGUGUUUGUUGUGCUGACAAAGGAGUCUUUGUACAGGGACUCGUAAAAGACAGUGAUAGUGGAGAGCCUCUGCCAAAAAUGUUGGUUCUUUGGAAUGGCAAACAGGUCGACAUAACCUCAGCGACGGGCAACUUCGAGUUUCUCAUUGGUUCUGAUGUAGGAGAAGUUGUUAUUGUAGUCAGAGAUAAAUACGCCGACGAGAAGUACGGCGAAUACGCCGAUGCUGUAAAAACCAUAGACAUUCCUAUCGGAUUUAGAGGGCCAGUCAACGGUGAAAUCCUGAUGUUGAAAAGAGCUGCACCUGUCUCGGUAGAUCCAACCAUCGAUACUGCUUUAGAACUGUUACCCGGAUCAAAUGUUGCCAAAAUGGUAAUAAAGGCAAACUCUGUCAAAGACGCAAAAGGUAACGUGUACGAGCAAGAGGUACUAGUACGAAUAACGUCAAUCAAUGUCUCCGUAGCGGAGACAGAUGAUAUUCUCCCUGGUCGGUUUCUGACUGCCGACAAUGACCAGCUGGUCUCGGAUCUUGUCUUUGAACCAAUAGUCACGACGGCGGACGGUGAAACACUGUUUGUCGAGGCCUUAAUCAAGGUCAAUGAUGAGAUGUUGCUGUGGGAGAUUAACAGAGAAACCGGCCUCUGGGAAAAGGUUAAAACCAGGCUUUAUUAUAAGGCUGACUCGGCCGCACCAAGUCGGAAACCCAGACAAAUACAGUUGACGGAUGCGUACCUGUUCGAAAUUAACUCUGGAAACUGGUACAAUAUCGACAAGAUACCCGGUGCCCCGCGGUGUUACUUCAAAGCUCGUGUAUUUUAUGAAAACCCUGCUGAGGCCAACUUGCCUGCUGCCUUUCGGCCAACAGUUGUUGCUUUCACACCAAAUAACGAGAGACUGCGAUUUUACCAUCAAUUCACCACAGAUCCUGCUAACGAAUGUUUUGAAGUACGCUGUCUUGAUUUCAACCCGGCUGAUCCCACCAAUGUUCUCACAGGUCUCAUCAGUUACACCGCAUAUGAAAGUGUUUCUGUCGGCGGUGUCAACAUUCCAUUGGUCACAGAAUUAAAGGCAAAAAUACUGACCGAUUACAUUCCUCCGAUUCAAGGACCACAUUCGUCCAUUUUCUACGAAAGACUGCUUCCAGCUAAAGAACAGGUUUACGUAAAUUUCAUAUCUGCGAACGACAAUAGUCGGCCCUUUUAUGUAGACAGAGCGGUUUGUGAAGCCACCAAUGUUGCUCGCCCAGCAUUCCACUUUUAUAAGCCUGCGCUACCUAGCUACGACCCGAUCCCUGACGAUACUGAGCUAUGCACAGCCCGAAUCGCCUUGCGCCACAAGACCGGGGAAUUUAUUAACGUUCUGACUGACCUAGCUACUCUUCCGUCUUUGACCGCCACCAGCGUUUGGACGUCUGGUAGCAAUAACUAUUUUUAUACAGAUACUGUCACCUUGCAAGUAGCCACAGAUGCUGCUGGCGUCGAAUUUGUCCAAGUAUGCGUAACAUACCGUUGCAGCAAACCAGAUGAACCAUCUACAGUUUACCUCGACAUUGACAUCCCGUGGAUCGACUCAACGAACGGAAGUACGGACAGCGCAAUCGCCCGUCCGGGCUUUGCGUGUACAGGCAGGUGUAACGGCCCACUGUGUCGUCUACAAAACCCGCCCACAGAUUUUGAUGGCGCGUUCGAAGCACCAGAAGUGUCGGGGGAAACAGGGCCCGACUUUUACGAUGGUACCGACACCGAUUGUGAUGGUAGAACAUCAACAGAAUCGUUUGCCUACGAAUUAUUUUGUGCCCCGAGGAGUAGGGGUACUGGUGAGGAAAGAGAGGCGGCUUGAUGCACCAUUUUGAUGAUGUUAUAUGUUAUUACUUAACCGAUAUAGAUCGAUGGUGUUAUCAAAUAGAAGGCGAUAACAACAAUACUGUUACUUUAUAUAUACAAAAUCCUUGAAUUGAUUUAAAAUAAAAGUUAAAAAAUAGAAUAAACAAAAGGUUGUUAUAGUUUACUGUGAAAAUGCAUACUCAUUCUUAAAAUGUUGGUUUUAUGUUAUAAAGAUAUAUGUUUGUGGUAUUUUUAGUCUUUAGUUUUGAGUAAAACAUUGAUAAAUAGUGAUUCUAU